UCUGUGUCCCAAUUUGGGCGCAAACAUGACGACUGAGAGCUCACAGCAACAUCUGGACUCGUCUCAUUCUCUGAGAUCCAGCCCAGCAGCCGGAGUGAUGCACGCCACUCAGAUGAGCACACAGCCAGUGGCGGAGAGCUCACCAAAUGCGUCAAACAAAAGGAAAAAGGGCAACUCUGGCUUGAGGCGUCCUGAGAAGCCGCCCUAUUCAUACAUCGCCCUUAUUGUGAUGGCUAUUCAAAGCUCCUCGACAAAGAGGCUUACUCUGGCUGAAAUCUAUCAGUUUCUUCAGGCCCGUUUCCCGUUCUUUAGGGGGUCUUACCAGGGAUGGAAAAACUCUGUGAGGCACAACCUGUCUCUAAAUGAGUGCUUCAUAAAACUGCCCAAGGGCCUCGGCAGACCAGGCAAGGGACACUACUGGACCAUAGACCCGGGCAGCGAGUUUAUGUUCGAAGAGGGGUCCUUCCGUCGCAGACCUCGCGGAUUCCGUAGGAAAUGCCAAGCUCUGAAACCCAUGUAUCGAAUGAUGAAUGGCAUGGGCUUUGGCGCGUCGAUACUGCCCCAAAACUUCGAUUUCCAGAACCCCUCUGCGUCCUUGGCAUGUCAUAAUGGUUACAACUUGGACGUGAUGGGGAACACGGUGCCAGGGAGCUACGACGGGCUGGGUGGAGGGCUUCAUGUUCCUCACAUGUCGCCAAGCCCCGGGUCCACCUACAUGGCUGCCUGUCAGGUGUCGUCUAAUGGAGAAUACUGCCCAGACAACAGUAGUAGCCCUCUGCACUCAUCGCCGGCGGCGAUGGCAGCAGGCACCUUGGACUGUCACUCUCCCUAUACCAGUGCCUCCUCACACUGGACAUCACCAGGUGUGUCUCCAUACAUCAAGCAGCAAUCCCUGGCCUCAAACAGUCCCACAUCCUCUGCCUUGCACUCGAGUAUAUCCCCUUACUCUCUGGAGCAAAGCUAUCGCCAUCACAACGGAAGAGACUCAUCUGAUAUUUCAAUGGGAUUAUCUCGAUACUCAAGCCAUUCAUCGCCAGUAUGUGACAGGAAAGAUUUAGUUCUGAACUUUAACGGAAUCUCUUCAUUUCACCCGCCAACUGCCAAUGGAUCGUACUACCACCAGCUACAUCACCAUCACCAGAAUGUCUAUCAGGACGUCAAGCCAUGCGUCUUGUGAAAUCAACGCGUUAAGACCACUGCCAUCUUGGAUGAGGAUCACAACAACUACACAGCUACUAUAUACAAGCCAUACGCUUCCUUGUCAUUUGUCCCAGAUGUCAAGACCUGUAAAAAUGGGGGUGGGGGGGGGUUAGGCUAUAUACAAAAUGUCAGUCACUCUGUCUGUGAGAACAUCCAUGCCAUAACACCUUUCCGGAGAAAUGAAACACUUUAGGACUGAGUGCAUGGAGUAAAAUUGGAAGAAAAAAAUACAUACAUGUAGCCUAUUGUCAUUGUUAAGCACGGCUCAGACAGCUAUUGGAUAUAGUUGAUCAAUGACAUCUUAAGUCAGCCUUCAAACUCUGUCACCAUGCCAUGAUGCAUUCAGGAGUGAACUAAUUGUGUCGUUUCAUUCAUAUUGUAGGCUAGUGUUUGAGUAUAAGUCAUCAACACGGAUAAAA
Molecule: messenger RNA, 1619 nt
Organism: Salvelinus namaycush (lake trout)
Lineage: Eukaryota; Metazoa; Chordata; Actinopteri; Salmoniformes; Salmonidae
Product: forkhead box protein F2-like
Exons: 2
Coding region: 26-1177 (383 amino acids)
Biological process (GO): animal organ morphogenesis; regulation of transcription by RNA polymerase II
Cellular component (GO): nucleus
Molecular function (GO): DNA-binding transcription factor activity, RNA polymerase II-specific; RNA polymerase II cis-regulatory region sequence-specific DNA binding
Source: RefSeq, a predicted model, not a curated record